This is a messenger RNA of Letharia lupina, 2856 nucleotides long. RefSeq lists its product as uncharacterized. Gene Ontology annotation, cellular component: cytoplasm; nucleus. The record is from RefSeq and is a predicted model, not a curated record. The transcript has 2 exons. Bases 1 to 2856 code for a protein of 951 amino acids. Lineage: Eukaryota; Fungi; Ascomycota; Lecanoromycetes; Lecanorales; Parmeliaceae. Gene Ontology annotation, molecular function: protein binding.
AUGUCAUGUGACCCACUAACCCCCAGUCCCACUGUGGCGACUAGUCUGUGGAGAGAACUAUCUCAAAGUCGGGGUUCAUUGGCCGAAGAAGCGAAAGCUUUGUACACCAAGCACGCUCGUUAUCGAACUAAGCCAACCCCAGACGAAAUUACUUCGCUAAUCCAAGUGGAAAUGUGCAGAUAUUCCGCGGUGUUUAUCAUGAUCGAUGCGCUAGAUGAGUGUCCUGAAGACCGCAGAGUUCGCGCAACUUUUAUCUCAAAGCUACAAUACAUCUCGACCGCAACAGCCUCGACGGACACUGAAGUACGAAUCCUGGUGACAUCUCGUUUGACCAACAGCUCUUUCCUGAAGGCGAAUGAGAUCGAAAUCCGGGCUACCGAUAGUGAUAUCGAACGCCUUGUCCGCCAGCGGAUUGAGGACGGCAUCUCAGACGAUGAUGAAGUUUCACAAUCUGUCCAGAGAAAGAUGGCACUCAAGGAUGAGAUCGUUGCGAUGAUCGUUGAGAGGGCGAGCAAGAUGUGGGUUCCCAUCAAAGACGGGCAUAUGCGGUGGCAAAACGUACUGAUCAGCAUUGUAGCAAGGCUACAACUAGACUCACUGGCAACUAAAACUACUCUGAGAAAUCUGCGUGAAUCAAUCAAGCGUUCCCCCAAAGAUCUGGAUGAGCUGUACCUUGAGGCAUGGAGCAGGGUCACUAACCAGAACAUUGACUCCCGAUGUGAUGCCCAGCAGGCAUUGUGCUGGCUUUCAUGUUCAUUUCGACAACUUAAGGUUCAAGAGCUUCAACAUGCUCUUGCGACUAGGGAAGGGGACAAAGCUGUGAAUCAGGAAAGUCUGGUGAACUUUGACCGUCUCAUUCGUUCGUGCGCAGGCCUGGUGACCAUCGACAAAGAGAGUCAGAUCGUCCGGCUGGUCCAUCAGACAACUCAAGCAUUCUUCGAAGGCAAGCUUGCAAUAUAUUUCCCAGAGGCUCAUGUUCGACUUGCUAGAGUGUGUCUUACGUACCUUCGCUUCGAUGAAUUUGCUCAAGGGCCCUGCGAUUUCAUCUCAACUCGUCCAUUCGAGAUACAGAUCAGAUGUGAAGGUCCCGUUGCGGCGAGCAGGUUCUUGCCCACGCGGCUAAUGCGCAAUCCAUUCAUGGAGUACGCCGCCCACCAUUGGGGUGAUCAUGCCCGUGGUGAAGCAAUUGAAAAAGAACUUGAAAGCGAAAUCCUGAAUCUUUUGAGGACACCGAAGGCACUCGCAAGCGCUGUCCAAACCCAAUAUCGGGGUGCUAUUCUAAGCUAUGGACGCUCACUCCAUAGCUCGAGACAUACGCCGAUCCAUGUUGCUGUGUCAUUUGCGCUGGAAAACGUUCUCGAGGCCUUGCUCAGAGACGUCUUAGGCUUGGACCUCAAUGCCAGAGAUAAAAAAGGAAAGACAGCUCUCCAUUGGGCUGCAGAAUCUGGGCUAGCUGUCUGCGCACGACUGUUGUUGGCGGCUGGGGCUGACAUCAAGGCGCAAGAUUCGAAGAAUUACACCGCACUGUACAAAGCAUCCGCUUUUGGUCAUGCAUCCAUCGUAGAAAUGAUUCUGAAACACGACAAGACUGCUAAGCUUGAGACGAGAGAAAUCAUGUGUGCAAUCCGCUCUAAUCAGAAGCUGGUCGUCGAAACCUACAUACGUGCGGCUCCAAAUCCCACAGAUAGGGCAAAUCUGACGCUUAUGAGGUCUUCGGCCUUGGGCAAACCAGACAUCAUAGAACUUGCUAUUUCUCUUGGCGCGAGUGCCAAUGUCGAAGAUAAGAAAGGCCGCACUCCACUACUAGUAGCAGUGGAUAACGGUUGCAGCACCGCAGCGCAGGUUCUUAUUACUGCAGGAGCUUCGACCACCGUGCUUGACGAAUCUGGCAGAAAUCUGCUGCAAGUAGCUGUGUCCUCCCAGAAUAUAUUCCGAGAGCGUCUUGAAAAUAUUCGAGACUAUGAUUACAGUCUUGCGGAGACAGUUGACGCAGGUGUCUACCAGCUCCCGGUCCACAUAGCAGAUGACCCACGUCAAACCUUCCUGAAGCGUUUAUAUCAUUGGAUCGAAAUCGCCCCUGAUCCCUUGAUGGAUCUUAUCAAAGAUCCCGACUUCAUUGCGGCAAUAAACGAGGAUCACGAGCACCCAGAAAUCAUUCGACUACUGCUUGAUCAUGGAGCCGACCUAAAGGUCAAGACCUCUGAAGGUGAGACAGUACUGCACCUGGCGAUUGGCAGCGCGCCACGAGUCAAAGUGCUGUUGGAGAGGGGAGCACGAGUACUGGAUGUUGAUGCUCGGGAUAAUCGAGGUAGAUCCGCCCUACAUCACGCAGCAGCGGCGGGAAACCAUGCAGCAAUGGAGAUUUUACUCGCCAACCAAGCUGAUGUCACAUUGAGAGAUUUCAAUUGGGCGUCUACCCUGCAUUUUGCUGUCCCGCACCCGGCUUGCGUGAGACUGGCGAUUCAAAAUGGGAGUAGCACGAGAGCAGUCGAUUCUCAGAAGAGGACGGCCUUACAUUACCACGUGCUGCUUGAAGAGUUGGACCCAAACGUGUUUGAUCAGCUCCACGAAGCUGGCGUGAAUCUGCACGCGGUCGACUCCCAGGGUAUGACAGCAAUCCAUUACCAUCACAGCCCUAGCUUUGAUCUUCGUGGCUUCGAAGAGACUCUAAAUUGGAUCAAUGCACAAUGGAAUGAGCGAUACGUGCUCCGGGAAAUCAAUAUCUGCUUCCACCUUCGAGAGUCCAAUGCACAAGCAGCGAGGGACCAAUUGCGUUUCUCUGCAAAUAUGAACAAAGCAUGGGAGAAGAGCAAAAAGUGGCGGAUUGUACCCGAUGAUGAGAUACCGACCGAUUAA